This is a messenger RNA of Homo sapiens (human), 2848 nucleotides long. It is a transcript of the gene ALDH3A1, whose product is annotated as aldehyde dehydrogenase 3 family member A1. The coding region runs from base 1469 to 2611 and encodes 380 amino acids. Gene Ontology annotation, cellular component: membrane; cytosol; cytoplasm. The record is from RefSeq and is a predicted model, not a curated record. The transcript is spliced from 10 exons. Gene Ontology annotation, molecular function: oxidoreductase activity, acting on the aldehyde or oxo group of donors, NAD or NADP as acceptor; aldehyde dehydrogenase [NAD(P)+] activity; medium-chain fatty aldehyde dehydrogenase (NAD+) activity. Gene Ontology annotation, biological process: aldehyde metabolic process. NCBI's taxonomy places the organism in Eukaryota, Metazoa, Chordata, Mammalia, Primates, Hominidae.
AGACCUGCACAAGGUGCUCAGGCUGGGCGGCCGCCUUCUGCCAGUGUCGGGGCCAUGCGAUGGGGCGUGGGGGGAGGGGCUGGGGAGAGUGCGACCCAGAGAGGUUCAGGAAGGACUUGGGGCCACCUGGCCCCUCGGUCGCGGAGACUGGGCGCACCGCCCUCCCCUCCGCCGCGCCCCGCGCGCCCCCGCCGCCUCUUCCGCCCUCUGGCCUUUUCCUCCUGGCCCGGCCUCCGCGUCCCGCCCGCAGCGUCCCCCAUUUCAACUUCCUGCUGCCCCGACACCCUGAACUUCUGGUCCUCCCCAUUCCUCAGCCCCACGCAGGACCACUUGGUUCUCCACACCAGGAACCAGAGCAGCUUGGCACCCCGGAGGGCAUGGGGGGCUCUCCCCUCCCUCCCAGUUCUCACAGGGGCUGUUCCGUCCCUCACCCUGAGCAAGACCAGACACCUCUGCAUUCGCAGCCCCCUGCUGUCCCCACAUGCUGCCUGGGGUCCAGCGCUCCGGAGCCCAUCCUCCCACCGACUACCCUCUUUGCUCCUGCACUUUUAUUUUUAUUUUAUUUUAUUUAUUUAUUUGAGACAGAGUCUCGCUCUGUCGCCCAGGCUGGAGUGUAAUGGCGCGAUCUCGGCUCACUGCAACCUCCGCCUCCCGGGUUCAGGCAAUUCUCCUGCCUCAGCCUCCCCAGUAGCUGGGACAACAGGCGUGUACCACCAUGCCCGGCUAAUUUUGUAUUUUUAGUAGAGACAGGGUUUCGCCAUGUUGGACAGGCUGGUCUUGAACUCCUGCCCUCAGGAGUUCCUCAGGAGGAGUUCUCGGCCUCUCAGAGUGCUGGGAUUACAGGCAUGAGCCACAGCGCCGGGCCUGCUACUGCACUUUUCAAGAAAUGGCUCAGGACUUCUCAUCUUAAACCAGAAACAACAAGGAAACCCAUUCUGUUGACUUUACAGCUUCUGUGUUGCUCUUCACAGCCCAAGUUUAUAAAAGAGACGCGUUUUCCGCCGUCUGCAUCUCCUCUUCUCACCCCUGCUCCCCACAGGAGGCCCUGAGCGCCCAGCAGCCCUUGGUCCUGCAUCCCCCUCCAGACAACUAAAGGGCCUGGCUCCCUCCACCCUGCCCGGAUCCAGCUCCCAGUGCCCGAAUCUAUCCCCCCUCCCCGGAUCCAUCCCCCCCUCCCCGGAUCCAUUCCCACUGCCUGAAUCUACUCUCCCCUGCCCGGCUCUAUUCCCCCUACCUGGAUCCAUUCCGUUGCCCAUGCCUGGUCCCUUCACCGGCUCUCUCCCCUGGGGCCGCAAACCUACCUGGGCCCCCCUCUGGCAGAAAGGGGUCCUCUCAGACCCACAGGUCCAACGGCUAAUCCUGGCUCUGCUUCCCCUGGGAGCCUUCUGCGGCUGCCCCCACCCUGGGCUGGAAUGAAUGGAACGCCUACUAUGAGGAGGUGGUGUACGUCCUAGAGGAGAUCGAGUACAUGAUCCAGAAGCUCCCUGAGUGGGCCGCGGAUGAGCCCGUGGAGAAGACGCCCCAGACUCAGCAGGACGAGCUCUACAUCCACUCGGAGCCACUGGGCGUGGUCCUCGUCAUUGGCACCUGGAACUACCCCUUCAACCUCACCAUCCAGCCCAUGGUGGGCGCCAUCGCUGCAGGGAACUCAGUGGUCCUCAAGCCCUCGGAGCUGAGUGAGAACAUGGCGAGCCUGCUGGCUACCAUCAUCCCCCAGUACCUGGACAAGGAUCUGUACCCAGUAAUCAAUGGGGGUGUCCCUGAGACCACGGAGCUGCUCAAGGAGAGGUUCGACCAUAUCCUGUACACGGGCAGCACGGGGGUGGGGAAGAUCAUCAUGACGGCUGCUGCCAAGCACCUGACCCCUGUCACGCUGGAGCUGGGAGGGAAGAGUCCCUGCUACGUGGACAAGAACUGUGACCUGGACGUGGCCUGCCGACGCAUCGCCUGGGGGAAAUUCAUGAACAGUGGCCAGACCUGCGUGGCCCCUGACUACAUCCUCUGUGACCCCUCGAUCCAGAACCAAAUUGUGGAGAAGCUCAAGAAGUCACUGAAAGAGUUCUACGGGGAAGAUGCUAAGAAAUCCCGGGACUAUGGAAGAAUCAUUAGUGCCCGGCACUUCCAGAGGGUGAUGGGCCUGAUUGAGGGCCAGAAGGUGGCUUAUGGGGGCACCGGGGAUGCCGCCACUCGCUACAUAGCCCCCACCAUCCUCACGGACGUGGACCCCCAGUCCCCGGUGAUGCAAGAGGAGAUCUUCGGGCCUGUGCUGCCCAUCGUGUGCGUGCGCAGCCUGGAGGAGGCCAUCCAGUUCAUCAACCAGCGUGAGAAGCCCCUGGCCCUCUACAUGUUCUCCAGCAACGACAAGGUGAUUAAGAAGAUGAUUGCAGAGACAUCCAGUGGUGGGGUGGCGGCCAACGAUGUCAUCGUCCACAUCACCUUGCACUCUCUGCCCUUCGGGGGCGUGGGGAACAGCGGCAUGGGAUCCUACCAUGGCAAGAAGAGCUUCGAGACUUUCUCUCACCGCCGCUCUUGCCUGGUGAGGCCUCUGAUGAAUGAUGAAGGCCUGAAGGUCAGAUACCCCCCGAGCCCGGCCAAGAUGACCCAGCACUGAGGAGGGGUUGCUCCGCCUGGCCUGGCCAUACUGUGUCCCAUCGGAGUGCGGACCACCCUCACUGGCUCUCCUGGCCCUGGGAGAAUCGCUCCUGCAGCCCCAGCCCAGCCCCACUCCUCUGCUGACCUGCUGACCUGUGCACACCCCACUCCCACAUGGGCCCAGGCCUCACCAUUCCAAGUCUCCACCCCUUUCUAGACCAAUAAAGAGACGAAUACAAUUUUCUAACUCAGCAAA